This is a messenger RNA of Striga hermonthica, 1347 nucleotides long. The record is from the annotation of a GenBank genome assembly. Lineage: Eukaryota; Viridiplantae; Streptophyta; Magnoliopsida; Lamiales; Orobanchaceae.
AUGGCUGCCUCCACUGUUUCCUCCUGGGUUCCACCUUCACUUCCCGAGCCCGCCGCCGCCUCAGGCUUGAUCCUCCUCGACAGUUUGUGCUACAUCGCCUACCUCCCAAACAACACCACCGCCAAGAGCACCACGAGCACCGGCUUGCCGAUCGAGGUGACCCUCCGCGCCGCCCGGCCGCCACUUGUCUCCCACUUCUGUGUCCACUGCCCUGGCCUGGACUUCAGCCGCAUAGGGCCCAAGAUCGUCGCCACCGACGCGGAUCUCGUCCUCCUCCGCGUUCCCCUCGACCCCAACGGCAGGAGCAUCUCAGGUUGGAACUGGGACCACUUCGUCUACAGGCCGCGCGCCCAGUGGCUAGAUCUGGUACCGACCCCCCCGCACCUCGGGGCGCUCGACGCCGCCGCAACCGCCCUCAUUAGCCGCGAUGACGGCGCUUGGUUUGCCGUCGCUGAUCUCGGUGUUAGGCCCCCCCUGUACAAUGGCCGCAAGCUCAUUAGCUGGGAGUUCGACCUCCUCCUGUACAGAUCAUCCUCAGGUUCCGAAGGGUGGAUCUCCAAGCGGCUGUCACUGAAAGAGUUCAAGAGGGACAAACUUAUCCCUUUACCUCGGGCAGUCGACAGGCUGUACCACGAGACGGCGAAGACCAUCACCAUUGGCGGUGCGCAUGGCACCGUGGCUUGGGUGGACCUUUGGCGCGGCAUCUUCUUUUGCGACGUGCUCAGACAAUGCCCACAGCUCCAGGAUGUCCCGCUGCCGGAGCCGGCAAGGGCUAACUGGGAUCGCCUCCUCAGAAAUGGUAACCCCGGCUAUUUGCGGGACGUAACUGUCAGCCGGAACAAAGACUCGAUCAAGUAUGUUGAGUUGGAAUGGUUGGAAGUCCUGUCACCAGAAGAGCCGAAAGCCACCCCUGUUUCCUAUGCUGACUGGGUGCGCAAUAGCUCAAGGAAACCGCAGCUCAAGCGUGAUGGCUGGAAGUCCACAACAUGGAACAUGGCAAUACCGGUUGGUUCGUCGGAGGGCUGGCGCUGUGACUGUGUAGUUGACGUGAAAGACAUCAACUUGGAGGCUGGUGACCCAUGUCUUUCUGAUCUCAUGGCUAUGCUGAGCAGCAAGACCACAGGAACAUGGAAGGAACUUCCGUUGGGAUACCCCAUCCUAAGCAUGGAUGAUGAUGUCAUUUACUUGAUUUCUCAAACCAGACCCAGGAACAUGGACAAGUUGGCAAUGAUGUUUGCUGUCGAUGUGAGGAGGGCAACACUGCGAGGAUUGGCUGAGCUUGAUGUCCAGAAGACUACCAUGAACUUUUGUGCAAGUGAGAUCUGCAGGGUACCUGAGCAAUAUUAA